Marchantia polymorpha subsp. ruderalis is the source of this 892-nucleotide messenger RNA. Lineage: Eukaryota; Viridiplantae; Streptophyta; Marchantiopsida; Marchantiales; Marchantiaceae. The record is from the annotation of a GenBank genome assembly.
GGCUUACCGAGUGAGCGGGAGGAGCGUGAGGAGCGUCUGCAGCGCAGGCCGUUGCAAUUGGAAGCGAGCGUGCCUUCGUCCCCCUUCGUUCCUUCUUUCGCUCUCGCUCGCUUGGACGCAACUCUUCGCCGUUCGCGUGGUAGGGGUACGCGGAUCCGUUUCGCGUGUGAUUAGUAUGCGGACCUUGGUGCGGACUGCUGCUGUCAGUGGAGAAUCGAGGUUUUAGGGUGAUACUGAGAGUUUCGUUUCUCGUGGAGUCGUGCGUACCUGCAGUUUUCGGGUGUUGAGGAAAGGCCAAGAUGGGUCGUAAAGCAGGUAUUAUGCGGGUGAAUCCCAAGGCAUUUGCCAAGAGAACUCGCCCUUGCUUAUCCGAAAUGCUGAACUUUUUGGCGUGCUUGAAGAAGGCUAACUUCAACGAUGACGGCUGUAUGCAAGAGAAAAAGGCCUUGCAAACCUGCAUGGAUCUCCAGGCCAAGAGCGGCAAAUCGCACAACACAAUCAACUAUCAUUUGCAGAGAAUCUCUAGGAUGAUGAAAGGGCAAUGAAUCUUGUCUCAACAGGGAAAGUCACUGUUAUGGUGAUGAAUUUUAGGUUCUUCGGUUCCUCAAACCCUUCAAACUCAAAUUGAGUCACGGGUAUUUUUGCCAAGUGAGUAGGGAAUCGAACAUAUUACCGAAAGUGGGUAUUCCAAGCACGUCGAAUGUCAGGGCUUCAAGCUGUUAUUAUUGCGACAGCUGGAUCCGUUAAAAUUGAUCACAUUGGUAUGAAGGAAGUGGUUUCAGUGAGCAGAACGUUGUAAUGACAAGCUUGUCCUUUUACCAGUGGAGUUUUGAUUUUCCUCUCCUGUGAUACCCGAAUACGUGCAAGUGUACAGCAUUGAAUAUGGAUUCCG